CGUGGGAGGGGACGGCGCGCCAUUGGCUUGUGCACGAAACUGAGAGGAGGGACCAGCUCGGGCCGCCAGACUCGGGCAAAGCCCCGCCGCGCUGGGCCCCGCGCGCAGUCCAGCCGGCCCUGCCCUGCCCGGCGCGGGCGGCGCGAUGUGAGUCGCCCGAGGGCCCGAGAGUCCCCCUGGCACGCCAGCUCCGCGCAGCGCCGGCGCCAGCAGGCGCUAGGAACAUUUUGUUCUGACUGAAGGUGAGGACGGCCACUCAACUCACAUCAGCGUCUCCACUGCCCGGCACACACCCUCCUACAGAGGCCGGGCCCCAGGACAAGAUGGCAGCCAAGCAGCCCCCACCUCUCAUGAAGAAGCACAGCCAGACGGACCUUGUGAGCCGCCUGAAGACCCGCAAGAUCCUCGGCGUGGGCGGGGAGGAUGACGAUGGGGAGGUCCACCGCUCCAAGAUCAGCCAGGUCUUGGGCAAUGAGAUGAAGUUUGCUGUUCGGGAGCCUUUGGGGCUCAGGGUCUGGCAGUUUGUUUCUGCUGUGCUCUUCUCCGGCAUUGCCAUCAUGGCCCUCACCUUUCCUGACCAGCUCUACGAUGCAGUCUUUGAUGGAGCGCAGGUGACCAGCAAGACCCCCAUCCGCCUCUAUGGCGGCGCCCUCCUCAGCAUCUCCCUGAUCAUGUGGAACGCUCUCUACACGGCUGAGAAGGUCAUCAUCCGAUGGACUCUGCUCACCGAAGCUUGCUACUUCUCGGUCCAGUUCUUGGUGGUCACUGCCACGCUAGCCGAGACGGGCCUCGUGUCCCUCGGGAUCCUGCUGCUCCUGGCCAGCCGCCUCCUUUUUGUCGCCAUCAGCGUUUACUUCUAUUACCAAGUCGGCCGAAAACCCAAGAAAGUGUAGCCGCCCGCCGGGCCAGGGGGCCCCUCUGGGGCAGGGAGGCCUGGGGACCUCGGCUUCCCUUUGGUUCCGGAAGGCAGGAAGGACCCUGCCCCAGGCAGGCAGGAGUGGCCGCCUUCCUCUCCUCCUGGGCCCUCCCCGAACGCUGUGACCUCCUGGGCCCUCAGGUCUGGGGAGGGAUGGAGCCUCUGCCCCCCAUCCUUCCCCCCACACGGUGACGCCUCCCAUUCACGGGUCUCUCGGCCUCUGGAUCCCCUGGACAGAUGCUCAAGGAAGAGCCUGAGUCACAGGCAUCCGGCCGAGGCCAGGCUCUCUGCCCCUCUGUCACAAGACCCUUCUUUCUUGAGAGGCUGUGGACUGCCUCCUUGUCCUCUCCCUAGGCCCCCAGCCAGUCUAAUGCCCAAGCAGCUGAACUUGGCUUCUGCCCAUGCCUGGAAAACCUUAGAAUUUGACCCUGGGCCCCUUCCCUUCCAUGCGGGCGCUCCCCACAUGCAGGGGACCCUCUGCCCCCUAAACACACAGCGCAGCUGCGGGCUGGCAGGCAGGGGUCCGUCUUUGACCCCUGGCACCUCCCUUUCCGCCUUCUGUGAGGUGGGCUGCAGGUAGCAGGGCCCUGUCCUCAGCCCCGGCCGCCACGGCCUCUCCUCGGGCCUCGCUCUUGGCUGCCCUGCCUCCACCCCAGCUCCUGAAGGCCCCUAGGUGCCCCCUCUCCCAACUGGCCUGGGUCCACACGCUGCCAAGGGCCUCAGCCACAGGCCGGCCCUGACAGAUGGGCACCCGGGUAACCCCAGAUGGAGGCCACCUGUAAGUGACGGGGUUUGUGGAUGAGGAAGAGAGAGAAGCAUGUCUUCAUCACUUGGCAUGUCCUCCAGGGUCCGACGUGCACCUGGCUCAGCCCCCUCAUCCCCCCUCCCCGCCUCCCCAGGGUGCUUCCCUCUGGCCCUCUGGCCUGGGGUGCCUCUGAGGCCCGGCUGGGUAGGACUGGGUGCCCUUCAAGCUCAGCAGGGGCAAAAAAUAGAAAUAUUUCAGCAAGCCGCCUCCUCUCGUGCCCAUCCCCCAUCAAAUGCCCUGGAGGAGGCCGACAGCUGGCUCCCUCAGAGACGAAGACCCCUGCAGGCCCGGCAGCCUGUGUGCCCCCCGUGAGUCCUUUACCCGACGCCCCCCUUCCCUCCGGCACCCCAGGAAUGGCAGCCCCCGUGUCCUGGGGACAGGUGUGGAGAGAAGCAGCCCCGGCCCCAGACUCGCUUCCCGUCUUGGAAGAGAGUGUCUAGGGGGCGAGAUGGUUGGUCCUUAGGUGCAGCCCAGCUCUGACUGCUGUGCCCCGGGCCCUGCCCACGCUGGGCCUCGCUGCCCUCCCCCGUGCCCAGCUGUCCCUGCAGCCACACGUCCAGGGACACGGCCUGUGCCCAGCGGAGCACGGCACCACCGCUGUUAACACAGCCGAGGAGAGAGGCCCAGCGGGUUGGGCGCCCAAGGCUGUGCUGCUGGUAACCGCGGCCGAGCGGAAGGGAGGCUGGACACUAGGGAGGGGCCGUCCUCUCCUGGCCUCCAUCCCUCGAGGCUGAAGUUCGUGCCUCUUCGCAGAAUCCUGCCCCCAACCGCGGAGCCCCAGGCAGGCCCGGAGCCACGGCAGCCUUUGGGAAGUGGUAUUGGCUGGUGGGCAGCGCCCCCAAGCCAAGGCCAUGUCCUCUGCGCUGACCCAUGCUUUUGGAGGCCUGGCUAGCACGCCGCCAAGCGGCGGAUGGUCUGUCCUAAUGACCGCUGGGCUGGGCGGAUGGACUUCCCCCGGGAGGCUAGCAGGGCAGGGGGAAGUCCGGGCGCUGGAGCCGGGCUUUGUGCCGGGCGUCCGCGGGGGCAGAGCCAGCCAAGCUGAGGGAGGGUGGCAGGACCUUGUCCCCGGGGUGGUAAUGCGGGCCUGCCGGGACGAUGCUGUCCUGGCUCUGUCCCUCCUAAAGGUUGGGGAGAACCCAGAAUGCCCCUUCCCCGGUUCACUCUUGCCAGCCUCCUGCCUCGGCCCAGCUUCCCCACCCUGCCCCCAAACCAAGACCACCUUUCCUCACGGUCACUAUUUAUUCUUCGUUCCUUUCUCUUUUUGUAAGAAACAGUCACAAAAACCAGUGCAAAACCA
This is a messenger RNA of Balaenoptera musculus (blue whale), 3018 nucleotides long. It is a transcript of the gene TP53I11, whose product is annotated as tumor protein p53 inducible protein 11. Lineage: Eukaryota; Metazoa; Chordata; Mammalia; Artiodactyla; Balaenopteridae. The record is from RefSeq and is a predicted model, not a curated record. The transcript has 8 exons. The coding region runs from base 324 to 893 and encodes 189 amino acids.